CAUUCUGUGUACACUCUUAUAAAGAAACUUUCACUAUAUUAUAUCACUCAUUUACUAACUUUUUUCAUUCUUCAAUCAUCUUCUUCAUUAUCAUUAUUAUUAAACACUAUUAUCUUAUUUCAGAUUUCUAUCUCUUCUUCUAUUUAACUCUUUCUAUCUGUUUAUCUAUUACAUUAUACAUAUUUCUGACAAUGAUCUCUUAUUCUUAUAAUAAGUAUUAUCAUAGUACUUAUAUCAGACAGUUUAUUAGCA
Molecule: messenger RNA, 252 nt
Organism: Blastomyces gilchristii SLH14081
Lineage: Eukaryota; Fungi; Ascomycota; Eurotiomycetes; Onygenales; Ajellomycetaceae
Exons: 1
Source: RefSeq, a predicted model, not a curated record